Molecule: messenger RNA, 2249 nt
Organism: Betta splendens (Siamese fighting fish)
Lineage: Eukaryota; Metazoa; Chordata; Actinopteri; Anabantiformes; Osphronemidae
Gene: tmed8
Product: transmembrane p24 trafficking protein 8
Exons: 6
Coding region: 558-1361 (267 amino acids)
Cellular component (GO): Golgi membrane
Source: RefSeq, a predicted model, not a curated record
GGACACGAAGGUUUAAGGCGUUGCGCGUCUCUGCGGUCUGUUCCAACGCCACGGCUUCAUUUUCCCGUCAGGACGUUUGACGUCCGACCUGCGGCCUCAGCAGAGGAAUCAUUUCAGAUUCGACGUUUUUCGUCAAGACUCGAGAAAACGCGGAAGUCUGAGAUUUCUGCCUCGUUUGUUCCUGUCAAGCCGCAGCAGCACAUCCGUCACGUGACCGCUGGGAUGCGGAGGCGCAUUUCGCUGGCGGCUCGCGUCGGUUUAGAGUAAAACUGUGGAGUUUUCAGAUUCUCGCCUGACGUCGUGGUAAAAUACGCGUGCGGCCGCCGUGACCGAAGAUUGCCGCACUUUUACUAACCGCUAGGUGGCUAAUGCGGGCUAACCAGCUAGCCAGCUGCAGGCUAACGUCAGCGGAGCUAGUUAAUAGACCAGCAGCUAACACUAAGUGGCACCGUUUGCUUCUACGGCGUAUUAUUUGUUUUAUUCACAAUUCCUAGCAGGGCUCGGUUCGGUCCAAUACCGUCAAACAGCAGUUCGUUGAGCUCCCUUCGUCAGGAGCCAUGGAGAGAUUAGACACCGCAUCAGAGCUCCAGUCGCGGCUGUCAUCGCUCUCCCUCUCGUCCUUUCCCGGAAUAACGUCCGAGCAGUGCGACAACACGCCGCUGGACAGGCUUCAGAGUACAGACCUCUCCCAGAGCUUCACCCAAAGCAAGGCGAGCAUGGAUGGAAGCAGGGAGGAUCCGGGGCAGCGUCCAGAGGAUAAUAAAGAGGCCUCUGCUGAUCCGGCCCUGGGGGAAGGAGGUGAAGAGAAUAACAGUGCUGGGAGCUGUCAACUCUCUGCGGAGGUGAAAGCCCAGGUGCAGCCCCUCCCACCUCCCACCACAUGGACGUCUGCUGAGCUGAAGGAGCUGAAGGCGAGGCUUCGGCCGGAGAAGGACAGCGUGGUGACCGUGUACCGCGGCGACAUCAUGACCGUGAACGUUCCCACCGUCCCCGAGGCCAAGCGGGUGUGCUGGGAGUUCGCUACGGACGGCUACGACAUCGGCUUUGGCAUUUACUUUGACUGGACUCCUGUCACGAACCGCGCCAUUACUGUGCACAUCAGCGAAUCGAGUGACGACGAAGACGAAGAGGAGGAGCCCGAAGCACCCGGCAGUAAUGGUGACGUGGAGAAGGGAUCCAAAGCACAAGCCAAAUCCAACCUGGCUGAAAUCCUACCUGUGUAUCGCCAGGACAGCCACCUGUCUGUCCAUGGGGGGAGCCACGACUUUCCAGGUGAAGGCACGUACCUGCUGAAGUUUGACAACUCCUACUCACUAUGGAGGAAUAAAACUCUUUACUACAGGGUUUAUUACAGUGCCUGAGUUUCCCCAUUUACUGCUAAAGAAUGUAUCACUCACAGAAGAAUAUUCCUCCUAAGAACUAUUUUUUAUUUCUUCUUUAGAAACGUGAAGUUACAAUAACAGAGGAUUAAAUACAGCAUAUCUAUUUUUACAAUCGCCUUGAGUUGCCACGUGUUGACUUUGUGCUUACUGUCAGUUCUGACACCUGCUCCAAUGUUUUAUCACUGCCUGAAAAGCCUUGGUUUGCCAUGUUUCCGUGUCUUCUGCUGUAACAUUUUUUAUGGUAGCAGUAAUCAGGGAACACCUGCUUUGAGUUUAUUUCACCAGACAGGAGCUUAAUCAGCUGCGAUUCCUCUGUUGUGUUUGUGUGAGCUUGUGUGUUUCUGAUUUUUUCCGCUGCCUUGUUGUUAUAUUUACAUUUCAGCGUUGUAUUAUCUCUGUUGACUCAGACCAUGUGUUGAUGGAGGGUAACGUCGUAGUAGUAAGAGAUUUGAAUGUUCUGAAAGAAUAGUUACUGUGCUUUUAAUGACAUGAAGCUGUUAUUGUUAUUAUAGAUUUGAAUUUAUAAUUUGCUGUUUCAGAGGUAGGAAGCAGUCGUGAUGUUUCAUCCAAAUGUGUUUUGUGCGCAGGUUUUUGUAAGUGAAGGUCACGUCACUGUGUUUGCUUUUGAAUAUCCUGAUGUGUCAGGUUUACUUUGCAUUUGAUUGUGCUGAACAGCUUUGCGCCAUGUUCUUUGUAAAGUCGACGCUUCUGCCAUAAUCACACACGAGCAUGUUCCAAAGACCUCACAGCCUUGUACACUAGAAAGCAAAUGGUUUGAAGCUUCCCACGUUUGCUGUACUUUUACUGUAAGUCACGGUGAUGUCUGUUUCUGAAAUUUAUACUCCAAAAUAAAGAGGCUAUUGUUUA